Molecule: messenger RNA, 2900 nt
Organism: Salvelinus sp. IW2-2015
Lineage: Eukaryota; Metazoa; Chordata; Actinopteri; Salmoniformes; Salmonidae
Product: aspartate aminotransferase, mitochondrial
Biological process (GO): biosynthetic process; L-aspartate catabolic process
Cellular component (GO): mitochondrion
Molecular function (GO): pyridoxal phosphate binding; L-aspartate:2-oxoglutarate transaminase activity
Source: RefSeq, a predicted model, not a curated record
AAGCUUGCGUGCAUGACCGAUUCAUAUGCUCACUCUGCUUUUUCUGUCAUUCUGCGCCUCGACUCAACCAUGUCUCUGUUGAAGUCCUGCAAGGUGAUCUCCAGUAUUGGGACUUUCUCCCCAUCUCUGGGAGUUUUGUCUACACGUAACAGUUCAUGGUGGGGUGGAGUGCAGAUGGGCCCCCCUGACCCCAUCCUGGGGGUGUCGGAGGCCUUCAAGAGGGACACCAGCCCGAAGAAGAUGAACCUGGGGGUGGGGGCCUACAGGGACGACCACGGCAAACCCUUUGUGCUUGAUUGUGUCCGCAAGGCAGAGGCUCUGAUUUCUUCCAAGCAGUUGGAUAAGGAGUAUCUGGCCAUCGGGGGUCUGGGGGACUUCACCAAGUCCUGCGCUCAGCUAGCCCUGGGGGCUGACAGCGAGGUCCUCAAGAGUGGCAGGAACAUCACUGUCCAGACCAUCUCAGGAACCGGCUCACUGUGCAUCGGAGCCAACUUCCUGUCUCGCUUCCACAGUGCGUCCCGUGACGUGUACCUGCCCAAGCCCUCCUGGGGGAACCACACACCCAUCUUCAGAGAUGCUGGCAUGCAGCUGAAAGCCUACCGCUACUACGACCCCUCCACCUGCGGCUUCGACUUCAGCGGGGCGCUCGACGACAUCUCUAAAAUGCCAGAGAAGAGUGUGAUCAUGCUGCAUGCYUGUGCCCAUAACCCCACCGGUGUGGACCCCAAGCCUGAGCAGUGGAAGGAGAUCGCUGACCUGGUGAAGAAAAGGGACCUGUUGGUGUUCUUUGACAUGGCUUACCAGGGCUUUGCCAGUGGAGAUAUUGAUCGUGAUGCCUGGGCUGUUCGUCACUUCAUCGAGCAGGGCCACAACAUUGUCCUGUCGCAGUCGUUCGCUAAGAACAUGGGCCUCUACGGUGAGCGAGUGGGAGGGUUCACUGUGGUGUGUAACGAUGCCGAGGAAGCUAAGAGGGUGGAGUCUCAGCUGAAGAUUCUGAUCCGGCCAAUCUACUCCAACCCUCCAAUGAAUGGAGCCAGAAUCGCUGCCACUAUUCUCAACACACCAGACCUUUAUAAAAUAUGGUUGGAGGAGGUCCACGGCAUGGCCAACCGCAUCAUCAAGAUGAGGGAGCAGCUGGCGGUCAACCUGAAGAACGAGGGCUCCACUCACAACUGGCAGCAUGUCAUCGACCAAAUCGGCAUGUUCUGCUUCACAGGCCUCAAGCCUGAACAGGUUGAGCGUCUGACUAAGGAGUUUUCAGUAUACAUGACCAAAGAUGGUAGAAUCUCCAUGGCAGGCGUCACCUCUGGCAACGUGGGAUACCUAGCACAUGGAAUCCACGCCGUCACUAAGUAAAAAGGAGAAUGCCGGGAGAAACAGUGGGGCACGGUGGCGCUGGACACAAUCCAUAACAAAAUAAUAAUGGCCACUCCACCCACCCCUUACAGAGGAGCUGGACAUUCUUUAAGACUGUCAAUUGUUCAAAAGUUCAACUUUGACCUCAACCCUCCUUGGGGUAGGGAUGUUUUAAUGGUUAGUUCCCUGUGACCUCCCCAACGAGGCCACCAUGUCAAAGGUUGUUUAGUGAUGGUCCAAUGAUCUGCCCUACAUUUGACUAAUGAGCUGAUGUCUGAUGUCUUUCUUCUACGCUUAUUUAUUGUAUGUCAAAGUUUAAUAUUAAUUAACUUAAUAAAUGGCUUAAUAGUGACAGGUUAAUAUUCUCUUUUAAACCUGCUCUGCCUGCUGUGGUCCAAAUUGCUGUCAGGCUACAGAUGAGUUUACCAACACUUAGGUUGUGUGUGUGUGUGUGUAUGAACUGUGAACUCUUGUCUGUCAUUGGAUAUUUUAUGUAGGAUGUGAAAGUUAAUAUUUUCCUCAACACCAGUAUAGUAGCAGAAAACUCAGCAUUUCCAGAUAACAAUUAGUUAUAAGAUUGUCUGGCACUACUUUUAGAUGAGAUACAGUAAUUGAUAUUUUAAUAUGCUUUAGAAAUGGGCAAUGUAUGAUCAUUCUGUCCUUUCACUCUCUUGCAUUAUCUUGUCUUCCAUAUUCAAUAUAAAUAAUUAUAUUGCUGUACAAGUUUUGUGCUUUUUGCACGAAGAGCAGGGUCUACUGCAUUUCUGCUAAGUGUUGAUGAGUGAGCAGUCAGUUAGCCAGUCUUAAAUGCCCACUAACCCCCCCCCCAAGCACUUGGUUUAUGAGGUUUUAAAGGGGAAUUAUACAGAAAUCGCUCUGCCAUUUCCUGGUUGCUAAAAUUCUAAUAGCUAACCUAAUUUAAGUUUGACAAAACAAGUAAUGUGUAGAGAAUCAUUGUACUAUCUAAACCACUGUGAAAUAUAUCUUAAAUAACCAAAAGUGUUGUAUUUUCAGCUGGUGUACAAAACUGAAAGUAAGAUGCAAAAAUGAAGCUUUGGUAAGCAGAACACAGAACAGAUCUACUGUUUCUUAGACUAGUUUUCAAUGACAAUGACUGCUUUAGAAAUGUUUAGUUAUAUGUGAAUUUGGUCCAAAAAGUUACAAAUUGCAGCUUUGAAAGGAUAGACUGUCCUAUGAUGGUGCUCUUGUAUUUCCACAAGCAUUUCACAAGUGUUAUUUAGAUCACUGGGUGACUCCUAUCCCCUCCGUUUCAGAACUAAGAGGUUAUAGAACUUCUAUUAAUACAUAUAAAAAGUUGUAUAGACAGUGUUUUGCUCUAAUGAUCAGCCUUCAAACAUGUUCUCUGUGUGUGUCUUUCUGAUUGUAACAAGACAGAUUGUGCAGGUAAUAUCACCUUUCUGCUGUCUACUCAUGAAGAUUAAGCUGCUCUGUCACCAUGUUCGGGUUAGAGCAAAAUAAUAAAACAAUAUGGAGCAUCGGUUAUGUCUUUCUUUGAACAAUUAAUAAAAUAUCUAUAAUUGAAA